CGGAUUCGCAGCGCACCUAGAAACCUUAGACACCGAAACAAAAGACAGGAUGGACACCUCCGCCCCGUCCCCUCGCGUGAACGGCGAGCUCAUGGGCCGCUUCAUCGGCAAGAAGGUUCUCCUCGUGGGUAAGAACGAGGGCACCGACGGUUCCACCAUGACCGUCCGCACCCCCGACGAGAAGACCGUCACCGUGCAGCUCGCGGCAGGCUCCCCAGCCCCCGCGACCGCCUACGUGGAGUUUGAGGGCAUCGUCGACGGCGCCGGGGCCAUGACCGAGACCUCCCACGUUGACUUUGGCGAUAACUUCGACAUGUACACCUACAACGAGCUCACGAAGGAGGCCAACGGGCGCAGCCAGGCGCUCUUCAUGUGAACGUAGUGCGAGGAGCGAGCCGGCUGUGGCGUGAUGGAUGAAAUGGAAAAUUCUUCGUUG
This is a messenger RNA of Micromonas commoda, 436 nucleotides long. RefSeq lists its product with no specific name. Gene Ontology annotation, biological process: DNA replication; DNA recombination; DNA repair. Gene Ontology annotation, cellular component: nucleus. Lineage: Eukaryota; Viridiplantae; Chlorophyta; Mamiellophyceae; Mamiellales; Mamiellaceae. Gene Ontology annotation, molecular function: DNA binding. The record is from RefSeq and is a predicted model, not a curated record. The transcript has 2 exons. The coding region runs from base 50 to 376 and encodes 108 amino acids.